Aspergillus vadensis CBS 113365 is the source of this 405-nucleotide messenger RNA. RefSeq lists its product as uncharacterized. The record is from RefSeq and is a predicted model, not a curated record. The transcript has a single exon. Lineage: Eukaryota; Fungi; Ascomycota; Eurotiomycetes; Eurotiales; Aspergillaceae. The coding region runs from base 114 to 317 and encodes 67 amino acids.
UGCAGAUUUAGUGGAGGUUCCAUUUUUCCUACAUUAAUAUAUUAGUAUGGGGUAGAUGUUAAACAGUAAACUACAAAGGAGUUAACUUGGAUAGGAAGGCUUCAAUUAUUGAUAUGAUAUACAUAGUGAUAUCAUUGUACUUCCUGCUACCAUUGCCCAAUAUACUAUUGGUGCUAUACGUAUUCUACCUAGUACAAAGUAGAAUGUUGAAACGACUAAAGCAUUCAGCUACUUUAGUAGGAAGCUUGACCGGGCCACCCGAGUGGGCUGAAGCCGAGAUAAUUAUAGAGGGAUGCAGCAGGGCUGUACCGGAGUAGUGGUGCUGGUUUAUAGGUUUUAAGUAAAGUCAAUGUAGAUCGACUGCUCAGCACAAAUCUCCUUAACUAAUAAAUAUGGGCAACAGCA